AUUUGUCCAAUAAUGGAAGACAGUUCAGGAAGUAGUGCAGCUGCAUGUGCAUAAAGCCAAUUGGGAUCAACUUAAGUUUUGUGAUGUUGAUGGGUUUGGCGAUCUGUGACUUGAAUGUCCUCUUCGUAUUCAGUCACUUUUGUGCAUUUGUGGAGGAACAUCUAGCCAUGUAGAAGGAAUGAUGGUCCCAUCUCCGCCUGAGAUGAGGCAACUUUGGAAGAUGCUCUUUCCGCUCCUUAUUCUCCUUUACCUAUCAGGAUCUGUCAAGUCUCAAGUAAAUCCAGGUGUGUGUCGGUCCCCGUUAGGAAUGUCCAGAGGCCAGAUCUUAGAUGAAGACAUCUCAGCUUCCAGUCAGUGGUCUGACUCCACUGCAGCAAAAUAUGGCAGGCUAGGCUGUGAGGAAGGAGAUGGCGCAUGGUGCCCUGAGAUAGCAGGAGACCCUGAGAAUAUGAACGAGUUCCUGCAGAUUGACCUCCGUUCUCUGCACUUCAUCACUCUGGUGGGCACUCAGGGACGUCACGCAGGGGGCAUUGGUAAUGAGUUUGCCCAAACAUACAAGAUCAAAUAUAGCCGCGAUGGCAGCCGCUGGAUCUCUUGGCGCAACAGGCAGGGCAAAGAGGUUAUAGAGGGGAACAGGAAUGCAUAUGACAUUGUGCUGAAGGACAUGGAGCCGCCCAUCAUUGCACGUUUUGUCCGCUUCAUGCCUGUCAUCGAUCACUCAAUGAACGUUUGCAUGCGUGUGGAACUGUAUGGCUGUGAGUGGCUGGAUGGCUUGGUUUCAUAUAAUUCUCCACUUGGCCACCAGAUGACUCUCAAUGGACAGUAUAUUUAUCUCAAUGACUCUGUGUAUGAUGGAGCCAUGAGUUACAGUAUGACAGAAGGACUUGGACAACUGACGGAUGGCAUGUGUGGUCUUGAUGACUUCACACACAGUCACGUGUACAACGUAUGGCCUGGUUAUGACUAUGUCGGCUGGACCAACGAGAGCUUUCCCAAUGGUUACGUUGAGAUCAUGUUUGAGUUUGACCGUACCCGCAACUUCACCACCAUGAAGGUGCACUGUAACAACAUGUUCUCCCAAAGGGUAAAGACGUUUCAGAAGGUGGUGUGUUAUUUCCGCUCAGAGUCUGACUGGGAGGCCACACCUAUAUCAUUCAGCCCUGUGAUGGAUGAUGUCAAUCCCAGUGCCCGCUUCGUCACCGUUUCACUCUACAAUCACAUGGCCAGUGCUAUUAAGUGCCAGUACUACUUUUCUGACAUCUGGAUGAUGUUCAGUGAAAUCACCUUCCAGUCAGAUACGGCCAUGUACAACACAACUCUGGCUCCGCCCAAGCCCGGUACUCCCACCAGUAAUCAACCAGAGGAUGACCCUACCCACAAAGUAGAUGACAGCAACACCCGGAUCCUGAUUGGCUGCUUGGUUGCCAUCAUCUUCAUCUUAGUAGCCAUUAUUGUUAUCAUACUAUGGAGACAAGUGUGGCAAAAGAUGCUUGAAAAGGUGUCUCGGAGGAUGCUGGACGAUGAACUAACUGCUAGUCUGUCAAUACAGAGUGAGACCUUCACCUAUAACAACAACAACAACAGCCCCUCCUCAGUGUCCAGCGAGCAGGAGUCCAACACCACCUAUGAGCGCAUCUUCCCCCUGGGACCCGACUACCAAGAGCCCUCCCGUCUGGUCCGCAAACUGCCAGAGUUUUCCCAAACAUCUGAGGAUACCGCAUCAACAAGUACAGCUUCCAAGUCUCCUCCAGUGAGUGUGCAAGAGGGUGUCCCACAUUAUGCUGAGGCAGACAUAGUCAACCUGCAGGGUGUGACUGGGGGAAACACCUACGCUGUGCCCGCCCUCACCAUGGACCUGCUGUCAGGGAAGGAUGUCGCUGUGGAGGAAUUUCCUCGGAAACUGCUUACCUUUAAAGAAAAGCUGGGAGAAGGGCAGUUUGGAGAGGUGCAUUUGUGUGAAGCUGAAGGCAUGCAAGAUUUCAUGGAUGAGGACUUCUCCUUCGAUGUCAUUGAAAACCAAACAGUGCUUGUAGCUGUUAAGAUGCUCCGAGCAGAUGCCAAUAAAAACGCUAGGAAUGAUUUCUUGAAGGAGAUAAAGAUCAUGUCACGAUUGAAAGACCCCAACAUCAUCAGGCUGCUGGCAGUGUGUAUGAGCUCUGACCCUCUGUGUAUGAUCACCGAAUACAUGGAGAACGGAGACCUUAAUCAGUUCCUGUCUCGCCAUGAGCCUGAAGGCAUGAUCGCUCUCCUCAGCAAUGCUCCAACAGUCAGCUACAGUAACCUGCACCACAUGACCACACAGAUCGCUUCAGGCAUGAAGUAUCUAUCUUCACUAAACUUUGUCCAUCGGGACUUGGCCACCCGCAACUGCCUUGUAGGGAAAAACUACACCAUCAAGAUUGCAGACUUCGGAAUGAGUAGGAACCUGUAUAGUGGAGACUACUACCGUAUCCAGGGAAGAGCGGUGCUGCCCAUCCGCUGGAUGUCCUGGGAGAGCAUUCUUCUGGGGAAAUUCACCACAUCCAGUGAUGUGUGGGCUUUUGGCGUGACUCUUUGGGAGAUGCUUACCUUCUGCAAAGAGCAGCCCUACUCACAGCUUUCAGAUGAGCAGGUCAUUGAAAAUACAGGGGAGUUCUUUCGGGAUCAGAGGAGACAGAUAUACCUGCCCCAGCCGCCAAUGUGUCCGGACCCCGUCUACAAGCUCAUGUUGAGUUGCUGGCACAGGAACAUGAAAGAACGUCCAUCUUUCCAGGAGAUUCAUCACACACUACUGGAAUGCAAGCCGUAGUGUCCACUUACGUGCCAACAUUGACACUCCCAGAGACAUUUCAGUUCGCCCACAGGACUCCAGUCAACCACACACAUCAACACGCACUUAUACAUUCCCAUAGGAAGUUUGAUCAGAAUCUAUAUUUUUUUCUAUAGCUAUUUUCACUGUGAGUGUGCAAAGGCAAUCUGAUAUAAGUACAGUAUGUAUGUAUAUAUAUAUAUAUAUAUAUAUAUAUAUACAGUGCAUGUAUAUAUACGUAUAUAUAUAUAUAUAUGUGUGUGUGUGUGUAUAGUAUGAUUGAACUAUACGCCCCCUAACUAAGUGCCUGCGGUCGGCAUACAAUACCUGGGCAGCACUAGGCUAAAUAAAAUGUAGCAAUGAAUUUAUGCACCUUUAACACAGAAGAAUUGGAUUUUACACACUGUGUAACUUUAUACUAACUGAAAUAUCUAUAAAAUAUCUUUUUCUUAAUAGAAAGAGGCAUUUAAAAUGGUAUUGGCUACUAAUGGGCCUUUUAUUAUUUCCAAUUUAAUGUUGUUUUCAGUAUUUUGAGGCCGAAGACAGCUUGAAUGUAAAUAAGAAUCAUUAAUUGACAUUCAGAUUCACCUUUUGUUUUUAUCUUGAUGUCACUUGACGUUUGUGUACAUGUUCAUCAUCUCAUUUAUUGAAAAUGCUCAAGUAUUUUUUUUUUCUUCUCUGUAGUAAACUGCAAAGACCACUUUCAACCAAGUGGAGUAACAGAAAGUUUGUUUGGUUGCCACAAAAUUUAAAAUUCAAAAUCAGAAAAGAUUCAAUUAAAAUUGUAAAUUUAAAAUGUAUAGUUAUCCGCAACUACCUAUAUAUGUGUUUAUAUUUAAGUGUACUGCUUUACAUAAGUGUUGUGCUUAUUAUGGUGAAAAUUGUGAUUAUUUAAGCCCAUUUCAUUAUUUUUCUUUGCUCAAAACAACAUUUGUAUCAAGAAGCAGAAAUGUCAGCAUAAUGAGCUAUACAUAGCCAUAAUCCUUUUACAGAAAUCUGUUAUAAUAUUUGCAUGAAGUUGGAUGAAAUCCAAUAUAGUACAAUGACUUAAUUGUACAUUUUUUUCAUUAUAUUUGUCCUGUGUGUUCAUCUAUUCUCAAAGUAGGCCCGAAUGGGGCUGUAUCACCAGUUUUGUUGAUCAAAGAUGAAAAUAAGCUUAUUUUGAAGCUGUUUGUCUUUCAUGCUGUUUGUCUUGUUUGCCUUGGUGCUGAAUUGCUAAACUGUUGGAUAAAUACUGGAUUUGUAUUGAACAGAUGCACUAUGAUGGCUACAGUAAGUUGUGAUGUGUUUUCGCAUGUGAAAAAUGCUGUUGUGAACACUCAGAAAUCUGUUUUGUAAUUAACUUGUAUACUUGUAAAUCAUUUUUGGUCAUUGUAUAUGACUAUAAUAUUGAAAAUGUGUGCCCCUUUGAGGGUCAGUUGAUAUAUAUGCCAUUCUAUACGUUUUGGUUGUGGAUUUGAAAGUCUCUGUCUACAUGUAUAGAUUCAUUUUAACAUUCUUGACAUGACUGAUGAAGUUGCAUUAUAGAUAUGCUUUAAUUCUAAUUCUGCACUGUUUUAUCAGCUGGUUUUCUCAGCAAGUCUAUUAAAGUUUCUUCUUUCAUGCUAUAAACAUAAAACAGUAGGCUAUAUAGUCAUUUUUGAGACUGAGUUUGUUUACAAAAACCUGGAAGUAUUCAACAUUCCACUUUAUAAAACACAGCUUUGUGAGGAGAGUAAAAACUUUUUCAUAUUCUACAUUGACAAUAUCUUAUCACAAUGAAGGGGAAACUGGAUUAUUUUUUUAUCAAUAUGAAAAAUAUACAGCAUUUUCUUUCUUUAAUCCUUUAAUCAUUUGAUAUCCCUAUGCUGUAUUCUUUUAAUAGCAGUCUUUUUUUCCCCACUAAUAAUCUUUUGUACAUGUAGGCCUGUGUUAUAAAAUUGUACAUACGAUAAUAAAUUGAUGAAUCUCUAAA
Messenger RNA from Pimephales promelas (fathead minnow), 4742 nucleotides. The record is from RefSeq and is a predicted model, not a curated record. NCBI's taxonomy places the organism in Eukaryota, Metazoa, Chordata, Actinopteri, Cypriniformes, Leuciscidae.